Messenger RNA from Ostertagia ostertagi, 738 nucleotides. Lineage: Eukaryota; Metazoa; Nematoda; Chromadorea; Rhabditida; Trichostrongylidae. The record is from the annotation of a GenBank genome assembly.
ACCGUGUUAGCCCGUUUUUCACUGCAGCAUCCCUUGACAUCCCAACGUUCAUUAUCGAUCGCCAAAGAAUUUGUCGCACUCAUUGCCUUCAGAAACUCUACAUCAUAUAUAAGCGAGAUGAAUUGUAGAGUGCCUGAAACUCGUCACUCAUGGUCGACCUUAUUCGCAUCUUGGGUGGAGAUUGUGGCGCAAGCGCUGCUUGCACCAGCUGCGUGGCUGUUUGUGGUAUUCCUGGACGGUGGCUACUAUCGUUGUCUUCUUGCGCAUAACUACUGCCCAUUGAACACAUCACAUCAUUGCGUGAACAUCACUGUGCUCGAAUACUAUAAAAGUAGCCAGGAAUUUGACAAAAUGUCUGGCGAAGGGAAGAUUUAUAAAUGCGGGGUGUUUAGUUAUCUGCCCGCAUUGUAUAUUGCAACUUUCGAUGGAUGGGAUGCGGCAAAUCUGGAGGCUCAAUCGCAAAUUUACGCUUGGAUGAUUCUACUGCUGUUUGGCGUCGGCACGUUUCUCGUGAUCUGCAUUGUUCGCAUGUGUGACAAGUACACCUAUGUUCAACGGCAGUAUGUGGAAACCUAUAAAAAUGAGGAGACCAACAAAUUUGAUGGCGUCGCAAAAGAACACGCGGCGACGCUGGCCGAGCGCAACGCACGUGCGUUCUUCAAUCACAAGGACUGGUCAAAGCGGGAUUGGGAUUGGGUUUCAGGUAUCCUAUCGUUCAGUACUGCUGACCAAUUAUUG